This is a messenger RNA of Fusarium verticillioides 7600, 649 nucleotides long. RefSeq lists its product as hypothetical. NCBI's taxonomy places the organism in Eukaryota, Fungi, Ascomycota, Sordariomycetes, Hypocreales, Nectriaceae. Gene Ontology annotation, biological process: defense response to fungus. The coding region runs from base 186 to 473 and encodes 95 amino acids. The record is from RefSeq and is a predicted model, not a curated record. The transcript is spliced from 3 exons.
AUUCAGCGAGAAAAUGUAACAAGACAAGAUCAGCAUUUAUAAAUUUUCAUUGCCAGACAAGAAGUACGUAAGAGUGUGUUUGAGCUGCUGUUAACCCUACAGAAUCAAGCACUCACAGCACUUCUACCUGGAUACUCAGAUACAAACUUCCUAGCCCUCCCCAGAUCGCCAUCACCAACUGCAAUAUGCAGUUCUCUACCAUCACUCUCUUGCUCCUUGCCUCCACGGGCGUAGCAGCCACUCCCAUUUACUCUCCAGCCAUGCCCCUCGAUGCGAGGCGCAACUUGGAGAAACGCCUGGAGUAUAAGGGAACAUGCACCAAGUCCAGUAACACGUGCAGAUACAAGGGCCCGAACGGCAGGACCACGUUCAAGAAGUGCGGCACCUUCGCCAACCAGAAGUGCACUAAGGAUGGAGCUCCUUGUGUGUGGGAGAGUGAAAAAGGCGUUGGUGGUAAGGUCACCUGUAAAUAGACUGUUUGAGAACCUGGCUGGGUAUUACAUGUCCUCAAACUUGACUGUGAUUGGGACAAGCAAGAUUGUGUAAUGCUUCUCGAGGGCAACCUAGUUACGCAUAGUGGAGCCUAAGGUUGUGCAAUAAUGUCCUUUCCAGAUAUAAUUAUACCUAUAGCCGUGAUGUCUCUUAUCAG